AUGAGUACUCUAGCAACACAAUUUACAAUAGUUGUGACAUUGCUUCUAGUGUUCCUAAUUAAAAUAGAGGGAGAUCAUUCAGCUUCAAUUUCAAAUGAUGAAGUGAACGCAAAUUUGAUCAAUAUUGUAGCUGAGGAUGUUGGUGUGGAAGAAGAAUCACAUGAUUGCAGUACAAGACCGUGGAUAUGUAGCACGGGAACAUUUCCAUCAAGAAGCAUAUGUUGUGGAAAUCGAUGUGUUGAUAUUUCUAACGACAUAAACAAUUGUGGGAUGUGUGGUGUAAAUUGUCCACUUACUUGGCAAUGUUGUAACCGUUUAUGUGUAAACACAAACUUAAGCCCUUUCAAUUGUGGUGGAUGUGGAAGGGUUUGUCCUAUUGGAAGUUUAUGUCGAUUUGGUAUGUGUGCAAUUACUUUUACUUAUCCAGCCCCACCGCCACUACUUCCUCCAAUGGAGUAA
Messenger RNA from Lathyrus oleraceus (garden pea), 459 nucleotides. RefSeq names its product stigma-specific STIG1-like protein 4. The coding region runs from base 1 to 459 and encodes 152 amino acids. The transcript has a single exon. NCBI's taxonomy places the organism in Eukaryota, Viridiplantae, Streptophyta, Magnoliopsida, Fabales, Fabaceae. The record is from RefSeq and is a predicted model, not a curated record.